Molecule: messenger RNA, 922 nt
Organism: Theileria parva strain Muguga
Lineage: Eukaryota; Apicomplexa; Aconoidasida; Piroplasmida; Theileriidae
Exons: 1
Coding region: 251-799 (182 amino acids)
Source: RefSeq, a predicted model, not a curated record
UAUGGAACAUUUUAUGUAUAUUUAUUAAAGUAUUAAUAUGGUAUAACAGAGUGGGACCAGUUUGGAAUCCAGCGCCGUCGUUGGAUUAUUUAGUUUUCCCCUUCUUUGGGGAAGACUCGAUAAAAUUGAUAAAAAUCAUACACACUAGUCCAUUUUUAAUGGAUAAUUUAAAUUAAAUUGUUUUUUACAAUUUCUUCACCUAUGGCACCUUAAUUCCCUUGUAUUACAUUGUUCUAAUUCCCCAUAGAUAAUGGCUUACACAUUUACCUUUUGCCUUCCUAGCUUAUCACACAUGGCUAAGUUUAUCUACUUGACAGUUAUAAUAUUUGCUAAAUUGCUCUUCUGCAAGUGUGAGAAUAUCGUGUUAAAUAUCUCCGGAGCUGCUGGAGCCUUGGAUUUGAAUAAAGUAAAUUCUAAUACUUACUUCAUCGACGGUCUUCCAUGUAGAAAGCUUACUCCUAAACCGAAUAAAAGGGUUGUAAAGGUUAUGGAUGGCAAGUUGCAGGUGUGGGAAGGCAAUAACUCUGAGUGUACUGACGUCAUAGUGUACCCUGAAACCGGUAGGCCGAAACUGGCCCACCUGUUCAUUACCAAAAAAGCCUCUACCAUCCAUGAGUAUUACACUAGAGAAGGUGAGAACUGGACUAAGAUAAGUGAAGUCAAGUAUCGUACAAGGCUGAACGAAUUCUCGCCUACGAAUUCCAAAUCAGGUUCCCCAACGGCCAAAAAGAAAGAUUCAGCACACUUACCAAGCCUUUUUAUCGUAUUCUUACAAGCUUUCCUGUACAUUAUUUUCUAAAGACCACAAUUUAUAAUUUUGGAUGAUUUAUCCCUUUAACGGAAUUCUCAGUAAUAUAGGAAUUAACGGUGUAAUAUAGGAAUUAUUUGAUGUUUUGAUUUAACAUUUAAUCUUUUCACAUUC